This is a messenger RNA of Dendrobium catenatum, 1602 nucleotides long. RefSeq names its product 3-hydroxyisobutyryl-CoA hydrolase-like protein 3, mitochondrial. Lineage: Eukaryota; Viridiplantae; Streptophyta; Magnoliopsida; Asparagales; Orchidaceae. Gene Ontology annotation, molecular function: 3-hydroxyisobutyryl-CoA hydrolase activity. Gene Ontology annotation, biological process: L-valine catabolic process. Bases 33 to 1307 code for a protein of 424 amino acids. The record is from RefSeq and is a predicted model, not a curated record. Gene Ontology annotation, cellular component: cytosol. The transcript is spliced from 10 exons.
UAUUUUUUCCCAGAGGCGCACCCGCUCUGAUUAUGCGGAGGCUGGUAUUCGGACUUCAGCGCCUAAAGCCUUGUGCCCUCCUUGUUUCACUUUCCUGUUGUAAACCUAAUACGUCUGUCUCUGCACAAUCGAAUUAUUCGCAUUCCUCGGCUCGUCUGUUCGCAACCAUGUCAGGCUCGGCGGAUGAAUUUGUUAGAGGUAGCAUCUUCUCCAACGGCCUUGCGGUCAUCACCCUCGAUCGCCCUAAAGCGCUCAACGCGAUGAAUUUAGAAAUGGACAUAAAAUACAAGGAAUAUCUCGAUGAAUGGGAAAGCAAUCCAAAUGUAAAAUGCGUCCUGGUUGAAAGCAGCUCAUCUCGUGCUUUUUCAGCAGGAAUGGAUAUUAAAGGUGUUGUGGCUGAAAUUCAUAAGGACAAAAAUACAACAGUUGUGCAAAAGGUAUUUGCUGCAGAAUACUCCUUGAUAUGUAAAAUAUUUGACUAUCAAAAGCCAUAUAUUUGUUUCAUGGAUGGUGUGACCAUGGGGUUUGGCAUUGGUCUUUCAGGCCAUGGCCGUUAUCGUAUUAUUACUGAGAGAACGCUUUUAGCAAUGCCAGAAAAUGGAAUUGGCUUGUUCCCUGAUGUUGGCUUUGCUUAUAUAGCUGCACAAAGCCCUGGAGGUGGCGCUGUUGGCAGUUACCUUGCAAUGACUGGUAAAAGAAUUUCAUCUCCUGCUGAAGCAUUAUAUGUUGGCCUUGGAACUCAUUACGUGCCAUCUGGAAACUUGGCAUCUCUUAGAGAGGCACUUCACUCAUACAAUUUCUUUGGGGACGCGCAUGCAAAUGUGCAGGCAAUUUUAGCACAAUACAAAACGGAGCCAGAUUCUGAUGCUCAACUGAAGUUGCUUUUACCCCAUAUAGCGUCAUCAUUUGGCAUAGAAAAAACGGUAUCUGAAAUAAUAGAAGAAUUAAAGAAGCUAGAACUAAAUACUGAUGGGCAAGUUUCUGAAUGGGCCCAUGAUGCUCUUCAAGGACUUGGUAAAGGUGCACCUUUCUCUCUCUAUUUGACUAAGAAACAUUUCUCCGAAGUCGCAUCUGCACACAGAAAUGAUGAGAAUCAUUUAUCUAAACUUCAUGGUGUAAUGAAGACUGAAUAUCGAAUAGCUCUGCGGUCUUCACUUCGACAUGAUUUUACUGAAGGUGUAAGAGCUGUUUUGGUAGACAAAGAUCAGAAUCCAAAGUGGAAUCCCGCAAGAUUAGAAGAUGUCAACAUAAAUGAAGUUGAGUUAGCUUUUGAACCAUUGCCUACUGAAAUAGAGCUGAAUGUAUGAAUAAUGAGCUGAUUUGAAAUGCCAAAAAUAUAUGUAGUUGCCAGCCAUACGAGCGGCAUUUUUCUGCGGUAGUAAGAUGCAAAAAUGAAACAGCCAGUUUAUUAUCGCUGUGAAAUAUUAUUUUGCUCAGGCUAAGAUCCGAAUUGCAUUGCCCCACAAAUCAACCACGCCAAGCAGUUUACACGUUUCUUUUGCAAGUAAUGUUUUUAUUCUGGAACGGCGUUCUCACCAGUGCGCUUGAUUGUAACAAACCUUCUAUUUUUAAUAAAUGGUCUACAAUCACUGACUUGCUGCA